AGAUGGACAUGAAGGUGCUGCAGUUCAAGAACAAGAAGCUGUGCGAGCGGCUGGAGCAGAGGCAGGCGCUGGAGGACGAGCUGCGGGAGCGAAUCGAGAAGCUGGAGAAGAGACAGGCCACCGACGACACCACUCUGCUCAUCGUCAACAGAUACUGGGGCCAGCUGGAUGACAACGUGCAGUUCCUGCUGCAGCGUCUGGACACCGAAACGCCCCCAGCCCCGGCCUGUGCCUCCACUCUGGCUCCAGCCCCAGCACCAGCCCCCGGACUGGACUCUGCGCCUGUGCCCGUCCUGGAAGAGGGGCAGCCGGAGGCGGAGGGCUCCGAACUCCAGCCCCAGGCUCCGGGGGAGGAGCAGGCCGAGGCGGCGGAGCCGGAGCAGGACGGGGGCGAGUCGGGUGAGUCCCAUCGCCAGUCCUCGGAUGGGACAGGACAGGCAGUGGAAGCCGCCCAGCUGGCGGAGGAUCUGAAGGUGCAGUUAGAACACACGCAAGCCAAGCUGAAGGAGAUCCAGAACUCUGUGUCUGACAAUCGUAGCGCCCGAGAGAGGGAGUCCUUCAACCUGAAGAGGGCACAGGAGGACUUGUCUCGGCUGCGCCGCAAGCUGGAGAAGCAGAAGAAGGUGGAGGUCUACACGGACGCUGAUGAAAUCCUGCAGGAGGAAAUCAACCAGUACAAGGCCAAGCUGCGCUGUCCGUGCUGCAACACUCGCGACAAGGAGACGGUGCUGACCAAGUGUUUCCACGUCUUCUGCUAUGAGUGUCUGAAGACGCGCUACGACACGCGCCAGAGGAAGUGCCCCAAGUGCAACGCCGCCUUUGGCGCCAACGACUUCCACCGCAUCUACAUCAACUAGGGAGCAGGGGAGAGAGAGAGGGCGCCCGCUCCUGGAGAGCAGGGACAUGACCUAGUGAGAGAG
Molecule: messenger RNA, 920 nt
Organism: Lepisosteus oculatus (spotted gar)
Lineage: Eukaryota; Metazoa; Chordata; Actinopteri; Semionotiformes; Lepisosteidae
Source: RefSeq, a predicted model, not a curated record